Messenger RNA from Seriola aureovittata, 4767 nucleotides. It is a transcript of the gene crtac1b, whose product is annotated as cartilage acidic protein 1b. The coding region runs from base 154 to 2058 and encodes 634 amino acids. Gene Ontology annotation, biological process: axonal fasciculation. The transcript has 14 exons. The record is from RefSeq and is a predicted model, not a curated record. Gene Ontology annotation, molecular function: calcium ion binding. NCBI's taxonomy places the organism in Eukaryota, Metazoa, Chordata, Actinopteri, Carangiformes, Carangidae.
UGUUCUGCUUUUUAGUGCGAAGUGAAUACAUUUUUUGAAGGAUGCGGAAGUGGCAGUUUUUUUGGGGGGAUAUAAACAAGACGUACAACAUGAUGAUAGCCUUCCUCAAUCUCAGCUCUUGUUUCAGCGGUGUGUUUUUCCCUUCAGGUGAGGAUGUUGCUGUGGCUGGUUUUGUUCCUGCCUGCGCACUCCUCGGCUCAGCGAUCAGAGCCCAUGUUCUCAGCUAUAACCAAGACCGUCCUUGCUCCUGACUACGACAACAACCCCACCCAGCUCAACUACGGAGUGGCCGUCACUGAUGUGGAUGGGGAUGGAGACCUGGAGAUAUUUGUAGCUGGCUACAACGGCCCAAAUCUGGUGCUGAAGUACGACAAGCAGAGGAAGAGGCUUGUCAACAUCGCUGUUGACAACCGCAGCUCCCCUUUCUAUGCCCUGAGAGACCGACAAGGCAACGCCAUCGGAGUGACAGCGUGUGACAUCGACGGAGACGGUCGGGAGGAGAUUUAUGUGCUCAACACCAAUAACGCCUUCUCUGGUCGGGCAACAUAUUCUGACAAGCUGUUUAAGUUCCGUAAUGGACGCUUUGAAGACCUACUGAACGAUGACAUUAACGAACACAGAGACGUGGCCAACCGUAUGGCUGGGCGCUCAGUGGCCUGUGUGGACAGAAAGGGUACAGGGCGUUAUGCUAUCUACAUAGCUAACUAUGCCAGCGGCAACGUCGGUCCUCAUGCUCUCAUAGAAAUGGACGAGGGAGCGAGUGACCUUUCGCAGGGCGUCAUUGCCCUCUCCAGUGUGGCGGAGGAGGCUGGAGUCAACAAGUUCACUGGAGGGCGAGGUGUAGUGGUGGGUCCCAUCGUCAGUCAAACGCUGUCCGAUGUGUUUUGUGACAACGAGUACGGACCCAACUUCCUGUUCAAGAACAAUGGAGAUGGAACUUUCACGGAUGUGGCGCAGCAGGCUGGUGUGGAGGACCCCAUGCAGCAUGGCAGAGGGGUUGCUCUGGCAGACUUCAACCGCGACGGCAAGACAGACAUCGUCUACGGGAACUGGAAUGGACCUCACCGCCUUUACAUGCAGCUGAAUAACCGCAAACAGAAGUUCAAGGACAUAGCAUCCCAGAAGUUCGCCAUGCCGUCCCCGGUUCGCACCGUUAUCGUUGCAGACUUUGACAACGACAACGAGCUGGAGGUCUUCUUCAAUAACAUCGCCUACAGGGGCCCCUCCGCCAACAGGCUGUUCAGGGUGAGCAGGAGAGAGCAUGGAGACCCCCAGAUAGAAGAGCUGAAUGUUGGGGAGGCAUCGGAGCCUGAAGGACGAGGAACCGGAGCUGUAGCCACAGACUUUGAUGGUGAUGGGCGUCUGGAACUGCUGGUGUCUCACGGUGAAAGUGCAGCACAGCCGCUUUCUGUCUAUAAAGUCAACCAGGGCACCACUAACUCAUGGCUGCGGGUGAUUCCACGGACCAGGUUUGGUGCAUUCGCCAGAGGAGCUAAAGUUGUGGUGUACACAAAAAAGACCGGCCCACACACACGGAUCAUCGAUGGUGGCUCGGGAUACCUGUGUGAGAUGGAGCCUGUCGCCCACUUUGGCCUUGGUAAGGAUGUAGCAACCAAUGUCGAGGUGUACUGGCCAGAUGGUCGGUCAGUGGCCCGACCCCUGGAACCUUCGGAGAUCAACACAGUGCUGGAGAUCGACUAUCCAAGGGACGAGGAGGAAGUCACUCCUACUGUGGAGAUAGAGUGUGGUGAUGGCUUUGCGUUGAAUGAGAAUGGCCGCUGCACUGACAAAGAUGAGUGUACCCAGUUCCCCUCUGUGUGCCCCUCUGACCGCCCCGUCUGCACCAACACCUAUGGCAACUAUAAGUGCCGCGCCAAGAGGAGAUGCAACCAGGGCUUUGAGCCCAACGAUGAUGGGUCAGCCUGUGUGGCCCAGGUGGCUUACUUUGGAGGUACACGGUCUUCUGGGGAACGCAAGUGGUCGGGCCUUUCUUUCUGGUUGCUUUCUGUCUCUGUGCUACCACUCCUCUCUACCCAUCUUCAGACUGGACUACUGUAGCCGUCACUGUCUUCUCCCCAUCAUAACUCUCUCCACUGCUGAAUGGGGAUGUACAGAAACUCACGGAGAAAACUGUUCACUGAAACAUCUACUCCUCCUUCUCCUCUAUGGAUCUCGACUAUCUUUUUCCAUCAGUUAUUUACAGUUUGGCCCCUCCUCACCAUGGCUAUGUGUCACCUCUUGGCUCCCGGCCCCCUCUGGACUAUAAAGAAACACACAGGGAGCAUGCUCGCUGGGAGCUACAGGGUUAAGAACUAACUGUGUCACACCCGCAGAGCCCUCACGUCAUCACCUGGCACUUAUCUUAGUGGGACCUGAACUGAGGCCAAGUCAAUAAGUGGAGCCGCAGUGUAUAAACCUCUGCACAUACAGAAGACAGAUCUACUGGCUCCACAGACUACAUUCAUUAGAGACACGCUGAGGCCCCAUCUGUAUCUCCACACCGCCGCUAUGUUAAUCCUAACAAUGUCACUCUCGUUCUUAUUAUGGGCUUACUGGGAUGCUGAGGUACACCAGGAAUCCACGCUGUAGGUUUUGUCUGUGUGUGUGUGUGUGUGUGGGCGAGUGUACUACAAAGAGGCAGUCGGGCAGAGAAACAUAUGCCACACCAUCUGUCUCGGAUGAUGGGUUACAUUUUGUUACCUAUGAAUAAUAUAACAGCACAGUUAAGAAGAUAAACACACGAGUAUGAGCACAAGAAGAGUUUUAAGUACAGUAACUGGAAGGUGUACUUGAACUUAUCAUCAUUUAUUUAGCAAUUUCCAAGUCAUUUGCCAAAUAAUGUAGAGCCACUCUAAGUUGUAAAUAUUAAAUGAGCAUCAGCUCAAAUUAUUUACUGUAUUUACCAACGGUCAUAACUCAAUAUUUAUUGCUUUUUCUUCCUAAUGAAAUUUAAUAAAUGUCAGGGAGCAAGGAUGUGAAGAUAAGUUUGUGGUGAAGUUUCUUGCUCAUGCUGAAGAUGUCAAUAUAGUGCAAUAAAAAUCUACCACAAUUUUCUUAUAAUUUAACAUCUGCAAAUGUAAAGUUUUCGGCAUUGGUAGCUGGAAAGUGCACAUGAACCUAUCAGAAUUUAUUUAACAAUUUAAAUUACUAAAUCACUCGCCACAUAGUAGAAAACCACAAAGGAUAAGGCUGGUGAUGUGCUAUAUAUUUGUUAUUGUCAACAAAUUGCAUGAAAUUCUCGUAAUACCAAGAGACUAACUUUCCUACCCUGUUUGUGUCAUGUAUAGUUUCAUCUUUUAAAUACAUUUCGUAAUAAAUAAUUUCCUAAAACAGUUGGCCGCUGUAGCUUUCAGCACAUGUUAAUCAAACAGGAGUAAAUAGUGUUUUUGUUGGAGACUAUUUUCAGCUGCAGACUUUGUGUGCUACAGUAUUUACGGCAGCAGGAUGGUUAAUGUGGGAUUUACUCGAAAUAAAAUACAUGGCACUAAGUUCAACUGUGUAGCUCCUUGAUGUAUGCAAAUACUAUUUGAACAACAGUGGAUGUCAGUAGCACAGAGGAACAAGCUCGGUCAGGCUUUGGAUGGAAGCAAUAUUUUAUUUGUCUGAUCAAUCAAAGGAGCUAUUUGUAAGUUUUGCUAUUGGUACAUCGCAAACGUUAGCAUUAACAGCUGUUGUGAAGCAGUCUUGAAGAAACGUUGUGAGUUCAAUAACAAACUUUGUUAAUAUACUCACCAAGAGCAGUGGAAAGAAACGCCAACGUUAACUCUUGACGUUUACCCUUCAUGUUUACUCACUCUAUCACGUCUUUACUUCUACGGAAGUUAGCAUGCUAACUAGCUAGCCCCGGCCCAUCCUGUAGCCCCAAAUCUGCCGUGAACAUAUCGCUGCUCAGAGGACGUAUUAUAAAAUCUUGUCAUGUAAAUGCAAAAUGCACAAAUAGUCGUUUAAUUGUUUGAUUUGUUGACAAUAAGAAAAAAUUGCUUGCUCGUGUACUGUAUUGCAAUCUAGUUUCACAUAACGUUCAUGGUGAAGCCUUCGAUUUAGAGCAGUACAACACAAAAGCACACCACCCUUCUUUUUUUUUUCCGCUUUGUUUUUGGUGAAAAUUUAACUAUACAGAAGUAAUUUUUGUCCGGCUCCCACAUGUUUCUUGAAAUUUUAUAGGAGUUCAAUAAACGUUUUGGCUGAUAAUAUGUUGACAGCUGAUGCUGACUGACGGAUUGUUGCUUCCACAUUAUUCUGCAGGGCAGCAUCAAUUCUCCUCUCAGCAAUCCCAGUGCUGAGGCUGUGCAACACAACUUGUAUCUUAUCCAGUGUUAGACCACAAUCACUGUCCUAGCAGGGGAUAGAUCCAUCAUCAAGUGUUGGCCAGUACAGUCCUCCAGGGUAGAGGAUGUGUGAGUGAGUGUGUGUGAGUGUGUGUGUGUGUGUGUGUGUGUGUUAUGCUUCAUUGGCUUCUCCCUAUUCACACGCUGAGGCAAGUGUUAUAUAUUUUGGACAUUUUUAGCCAAAAGACCUCACACAUUCCAUUUAAGAAACAGCACCAAACGCUGCCGCUUGACAUCAGCCUGCUAAUGAGUUGGACCCAAACCACAGAUGCCACCUGUAAAUAUCAAACAUUUCAGCUGAGAUUUAAAGACUGAACUUAUUUCUCUUUCAGACAUUUUUAAUGAAAACUAAGAAGCAUCAGAGCAUGAAAAACCAAUAAACAAAUGAUGAUGGAUGUGUUAAAGCAAUUAAAAUUACUCACCAUGGAUCUCCGUUGGA